Fusarium coffeatum is the source of this 1269-nucleotide messenger RNA. RefSeq lists its product as uncharacterized. Gene Ontology annotation, molecular function: FAD binding. Bases 1 to 1269 code for a protein of 422 amino acids. The record is from RefSeq and is a predicted model, not a curated record. The transcript has a single exon. NCBI's taxonomy places the organism in Eukaryota, Fungi, Ascomycota, Sordariomycetes, Hypocreales, Nectriaceae.
AUGUCAAAAGACCGCAAGCCAGUCCUGAUCAUCGGCGCAGGAGUUGUCGGCCUUGUCCUAGCCCAUGGGCUCAAAAAGGUACCAAUAAUUAAAUUUCUCUACCUUCAAGAGACUUUACUGACACUUCAAAAGCUUGGCAUCCCAUUCAAGAUAUACGAACGCGACAGCCAUAUUAGCUCCCGUGGUCAAGGCUGGGCUAUAACCCUUCACUGGGUCCUACCUUUUCUCAGAGAGCUCUUGUCGGACGAUACUUUCAAGGGCGUCGAGUCAGUUCAGGUUGAUCCCGAAGCUGAUCGUCAAGGUCUUGGAAAGUUUGUCUUUAUCAACCUCGAGACCCUUGAGCCUAAGUUCCUUAUCCCGCCUGGCGACCGACGUCGAGUUAAUAGAGAAAAAUUGAGAAAGGUCCUUAUGAAGGAUGUGGCAGAGCAUGUCACUUGGAACAAGCGUCUUGCCUCUAUCCAAGAGUGCGAUGACCAGGUGAUAGCGAAAUUCGAAGAUGGAACACAAGCCGAAGGUUCUCUAAUCGUUGGUGUCGAAGGCAGCAACUCGAGCACGAGAAAACACCUGGUGCCGGACUCGUAUCGCAAUAUUCGACUACCAAUACGCUUCACUGGAGCUGCUCUAGAUCUCACGCCAGAGCAAGUCAAACCGCUGAAGGAUAUCGACCCUCUACUCUUCCAGGGGUGUCAUCCUGUGACAGGAGCAUUCUUUUGGUUCAGUAUGUUGGAGACACCACAAGUCAACGGCACUGUUGGAACAAACAAUGAACACUACCGAGUCCAAGUCAUGAUAUCAUGGCCUCUGAAGACAGAAGAAGAUGAAGUCAAGCCUACAGAUGCGGAACGUUUGGUAUAUAUGAAGCAACGAGCAACAGAGUUCAAUCCCGUGCUACGCGACGUCGUGCACGCGAUACCUGAGGAUUCGGAGGUAAUUGAAAUUGUCCUCCAAGACUGGCCAUGUCCACCCUGGGAUAAUCGAGAUGGCAGAAUCACGCUAGCUGGCGACGCGGCGCACGCGAUGACGAUGUACCGUGGAGAGGCGGCAAAUCACGGUAUUCUGGACGCGUACAGAUUGAGCAAGGCUUUAGAGGCAGUCUAUCACCAAGGUAAGGAUUUUAAGCAGGCCAUUGAUGAUUAUGAGAGUGAGUUGCGGGAGAGGACGAGUGUCGCGGUGCUAUUAAGUCGGCAAGCUUGUUUGGACGCGCAUGAUUGGGAUGGAUUGAAUGAGAAUUCUGCUGUGUUGAAGAAGAGGGCUAUCGCGGGUGUCUAG